AUGGUUAAAGUUAACACAUCAAAAGAAAAAAAAUAUAAGAAAAACUAUGUCCUAAAAAAAGCUCCUAAAAGAACUAUUAAGCAAAAAGAGGUUGCGCGUACAAAAUGCUAUCAACUUACCAAGCUUUUUCGCAAAAAACAAGUCAUAGUUGAUGAUGAGUUUUAUUUCGAUUUGAGCAACUUCGAGUUGUCUGAAAAUUCAGGAUAUUAUUCGAGCGAUCGUGACAAUACGUCAAAUGAAGUCAAACAUAAAAGAGUUCAAAAGUUUGAACCUAAAUUGUUGGUCUGGGUAGCAUUGUCUCCUAAAGGUAGGUCAAAACACUUCAUUGUACCAUCGGGUCAAGCUAUUAACAAAGAUGUUUACUUAGAUAAGUGCCUAAGAUCUAGAUUAAUUCCAUUUAUUGAACAGUACCAUAAAAAUAAUAAUGUAAUCUUCUGGCCUGAUUUAGCAUCGUCACAUUAUUCAAAAAAAGUUCAAGCGUUCUUAAAUUCAAAAAACAUCGAAUUUGUACCAAAAGAGAGAAUUAUUGCUAACACUCCAGAACUUAAACCGAUCGAAGAUUUUUGGAGUGAAAUCAAACAAACAGUUUAUACUAAAUGCUGGCAAGCUGAAAAUUUGGAACAACUUCGUAAUAGAAUUGACUACUGCUUUAAAAACUUAGAUCCAAAUAUAGUACAACGAUUUGGAAGAUUGUCUUUUACUCAAGUUGAUGCAGCUCGGCAAAAUGGAAUCCAAAACUUAUAA
This is a messenger RNA of Hydra vulgaris (swiftwater hydra), 744 nucleotides long. RefSeq lists its product as uncharacterized. NCBI's taxonomy places the organism in Eukaryota, Metazoa, Cnidaria, Hydrozoa, Anthoathecata, Hydridae. The record is from RefSeq and is a predicted model, not a curated record. Gene Ontology annotation, molecular function: nucleic acid binding.